Molecule: messenger RNA, 1632 nt
Organism: Aspergillus eucalypticola CBS 122712
Lineage: Eukaryota; Fungi; Ascomycota; Eurotiomycetes; Eurotiales; Aspergillaceae
Product: cytochrome P450
Exons: 2
Coding region: 1-1632 (543 amino acids)
Molecular function (GO): oxidoreductase activity, acting on paired donors, with incorporation or reduction of molecular oxygen; heme binding; iron ion binding
Source: RefSeq, a predicted model, not a curated record
AUGCCCAUUGCCAACACCAAAGCCGCAGCGCUAUUGACGCUGCUUGCGUUGACACUCGGUUACCACCUUCGCACAUGGCCCCUUGUGGAUCUUAUCCUUGAAACUCUCUUUGCCGUGAUUAUCUACCGCUUGACCUUGCAUCCACUGGCCAGCUACCCAGGACCCUGGCUAGCCGCCGCCACAGACUGGUACAACAUCUACUACUGCUUCACGGGCGAUCGACACCUAGACUUCUACCGACUGCACGAGAAGUACGGAUCAGCCGUGCGAUAUGGCCCCAAUCGCGUGUCAUUUCGCUCGGCAACCGCCCUGGCCGACAUCUACGGCAGCCAAGCCAACACGCAAAAGUCAGCCGUCUACAGCGCCUUUACCCACUUCUUCACCGUCCCCGCCAGCCUAACCACUAUCGAUCGAAAAGCCCAUGCCUUCAAGCGGCGCGUCACCAGCCGAGCACUGAACCCACGUGCCGUGCAGGAUCUUGAAGAGUUGAUCCUGCAGAACGUGCGCGCCCUGUGCACUGCCCUGACGAUCCCAGCGGAUCCCUACCUAUUGAAGAACAAGAAGGAUCCGACUACCGAGAAGGAUCCCUCCUCAUCCUGGGGCCGUCCCCACGACCUAUCCACAACAAUCAAAUGCCUCCUCAGCGACAUCAUGGGUGACGUGACCUUCUCCCGCCACUGGAACAUGCAAUCCAGCCCACGUAACCGCCACAUCCUAUCCCUAAUGGCCCAAGGCACCCGUGGCAUAAACCUAGCAGGCCACAUGCCCACCCUCCUCAAGCUUCACCUUGACCGUCUCUGCUUCCCCACUCUCACGCGCGGCGUGCAACAGUUCUUCCACCUUUCCGAAGAACAGUCCUCUUGGCGCGCCGCUCAGCCCCCCGAUACCUUGCCGCACCGGGACCUCUUCGCCUCGCUCCUCGACGCCCGCGACCCACAAUCGGGUCAGGGCUAUACUCCGCGCGAUUUGAUUGCUGAAGCGGGCUUUUUGAUCAUUGCCGGUACCGAUACUACGGCGACGACUAUCACUGCUACUUUGUUCUAUCUGCUGCAUAAUAGGGAGGCGUAUAUCCGCGCGCAGAGCGAGGUUAGUGUUGCUUUUGAGGAUGUCGAAGAUAUCCGGAUUGGACCUGCUCUGGCGGGGUGUCGGUUUCUGUAUGCUUGUGUAAAUGAGGCGCUGAGGCUGAACCCCCCUGUUAGCUCGGUUCUGCCGCGCCAGGUGCUGGAGGGGGGGUUGGUGGUUGGGUACUUUGUGCCGGAGGGGACGGAUGUCGGGGUGCCGAUGUAUGCCCUGCAGAGGGAUGGUCGGUACUGGGUUGAUCCUCAUGCGUACAAGCCCGAACGCUGGCUGGGGGUGGAUGCUGAGGAUGGAGGUGUCACGGCGUAUGCGCCGUUCGGGGCGGGACGGACAAGUUGCGUGGGUAAGUAUCUUGCGUAUCAGGAGAUGGGGAUUAUUCUCGCCAGGUUGUUGUGGUUGUUUGAUAUGCGGUUGUAUUCUGUUGUCAAGGAGGAUGAGAACAAGAAGGAUGAGGAUGCAGCAUGGGGAAGGAACCGGAGAGAUGAGUUCCAGACACGCGACGUGUUUACCAGUUCGCAUGAGGGACCAGUUGUACAGUUCAGCAGGAGAAUAUAG